Penaeus monodon (black tiger shrimp) is the source of this 1338-nucleotide messenger RNA. RefSeq names its product general transcription factor IIH subunit 4-like (gene mrn). The coding region runs from base 16 to 1338 and encodes 440 amino acids. The transcript is spliced from 8 exons. Gene Ontology annotation, molecular function: double-stranded DNA binding; ATPase activator activity. NCBI's taxonomy places the organism in Eukaryota, Metazoa, Arthropoda, Malacostraca, Decapoda, Penaeidae. The record is from RefSeq and is a predicted model, not a curated record. Gene Ontology annotation, biological process: nucleotide-excision repair. Gene Ontology annotation, cellular component: transcription factor TFIIH core complex; transcription factor TFIIH holo complex.
UUCUAUGUAAGGAACAUGAUUAUUACUGAAAGUAUUCAUAAAGAUGGAUGUUUCAGGGAGCUCCCAGAAUUAUCACGGCAUUUCAUUAUGCGCCUCCUGUUUGUGACAAAACCAAUCUCCCAGAUAGUCCUAGCAGCAUGGAUCCCUCAUCAGGAACCAAGCAAAGACCUUGGAGACAUAGCAGCAGAGCACAAGCAGAGCACCCAGAUUCUGCUUGACAUGUACAUCUGGCAGGAGAUGAAGGACCAUCAUGGCAAUGCAGCUAUUAAACUCAACAGUACUUUUAGAGAGAACUUGAAGAUUGCUACUCUAGGAGGAGGAAAACCAUGGACCAUGUCAGCUGCCUUAGAUCCAGAUCCACAUCAAAGGGACUUGGAGUUUCUGGACAAAUAUGCUAUGGAUCGGUGGGAAAGCGUGCUGCAGUUCCUUGUCCAGCCAGGGAGAGGAGCGACAGUGAUUUCCAGGGAUGCAAUGAGAACAUUGCUCCAUGCUGGUCUCAUUGAAAGCAGCGAUGAGUCAGAUUCGCCCAACAUGCAGAUCACAAGCUCUGGCUUCCAGUUCCUCCUGCUGGACACGGCAUCUCAAGUGUGGUUUUUCAUCCUCAAGUACCUGGAGACAGUCACAGAACGUGGACUCAGCCUUGUGGCUUGUUUGACUUUCCUCUUCAAGCUUUCCUUUUCUACACUUGGAAAGGAUUACAGUAUGGAAGGGAUGAACAAUGAGCUACUAACUUUUCUGCAGCACUUACGGGAAUUUGGACUUGUAUACUUACGAAAAAGAAGUUCUGGCAGAUUUUACCCAACGAGAUUAGCUCUUAAUAUUACAGCAGGUCAGAAUAAGGGCAACCUUGAUGUUCCGAAACAAGGUGAUCUUGUCAUUGAAACAAAUUACAGAAUAUAUGCCUAUACUACUUCAGAACUACAAAUUGCACUUCUCUCCAUAUUUUCUGACAUAGAGGGAAGGUUUCCUAACAUGGUCGUAGCUUGCAUAUCGAGAGGAAGUGUGAGAAGAGCUCUGUUGAAGGGUAUCGGUGCUGAACAAAUUAUUCAUUUCCUCAGACAGCAUUGUCAUCCCCAGAUGUAUAAACAAAAUCCAGUUGUUCCACGUACAGUUUCAGAUCAGAUUAAACUGUGGGAGAUGGAAAGAGAGAGACUUGAAUUUAGUGAAGGAGUAUUGUACAAAGACUUCAUGUCAGUUCAUGAUUAUCUUUUGCUCUCAAAUUAUGCAUCCAGCAAAGGUGUUUUGAUAUACUCAGAUGAAAAACAGAGAACAGUGGUUGUGACAAAGAAAGGACAUCCCGCAAUAAAACAGUUUGGAAAGAAAAAACAGUCAAAAUAA